CCAAGGAAUGCAACUAACAGCCCUGCUGGAGUUUAAGGAGUACUAGGAUUCACUGCCUGCCAGCCAUGGGCCAGGAUUAUUACUCUGUGCUCCAGAUCACUCACAAUGCAGAGGAUGCCCAGAUCAAGAAGGCGUACCGGAAGCUUGCCCUUAAGAACCACCCUUUGAAAUCAAGUGACCCUGAAGCUAAAGAGACCUUCAAGCAAAUAGCAGAGGCCUAUGAUGUGCUGAGUGACCCUGUGAAGAGAGCCAUCUAUGACAAGUUCGGAGAAGAAGGCCUGAAGGGCGGGAUUCCCCUGGAGUUUGGAUCCCAGGCCCCGUGGACAACUGGCUACGUCUUCCACGGCAACCCUGCUAAGGUGUUCCAUGAGUUCUUCGGGGGAGACAACCCCUUCAGUGAAUUUUUUGAUGCAGACGGAAGUGAAGUGGAUUUAAAUUUUGGGGGGCUCCGAGGCCGAGGGGUCAAGAAACAGGAUCCCCCCAUUGAACGGGACCUCUAUUUGUCCUUGGAGGACUUAUUCUUUGGCUGCACUAAAAAAAUUAAGAUCUCCCGAAGAGUGCUAAAUGAGGAUGGGUACUCCUCUACCAUCAAGGACAAGAUCUUGACGAUCGACGUGAAGUGUGGCUGGAGGCAGGGCACACGCAUCACCUUUGAGAAGGAAGGGGACCAGGGCCCCAACAUCAUCCCAGCCGACAUCAUCUUCAUCGUGAAGGAGAAGCUCCACUCUCGCUUCCGCAGGGAGAACGACAACCUCCUCUUUGUGUAUCCCAUCCCUCUGGGCAAGGCCCUCACCUGCUGCACUGUGGAGGUGAAGACUCUAGAUGACCGUCUACUCAACAUCCCCAUCAAUGACAUUGUCCAUCCCAAGUACUUCAAGAAGGUGCCAGAGGAGGGGAUGCCUUUGCCCGAGGACCCCACCAAGAAGGGGGACCUCUUCAUCUUCUUUGACAUCCAGUUCCCCACCCGCCUCACACCUCAAAAGAAGCAGAUGCUGCGUCAGGCACUGCUGACCUGACGUGGGGGGCUGGAGUGGUGGAGGAGAGGGCUCCGGGCCUGACCCCGCCAGCCCCACAGUGCAGGGCUGAGGAGAGGGAGGAGGGCUGGGAAGCUAAGCUGACAUAAUAAAGAUUUAUUAUCCUCCAUUUUCA
Molecule: messenger RNA, 1149 nt
Organism: Marmota monax (woodchuck)
Lineage: Eukaryota; Metazoa; Chordata; Mammalia; Rodentia; Sciuridae
Gene: Dnajb13
Product: DnaJ heat shock protein family (Hsp40) member B13
Exons: 8
Coding region: 66-1016 (316 amino acids)
Cellular component (GO): cytosol
Molecular function (GO): protein-folding chaperone binding
Source: RefSeq, a predicted model, not a curated record